CGGUAGCCUCACAAAGUAGCACAAACUAGUGAGACAAGCAAGCUGAGACAACACUGUUGCUGUUUCGGUAGUAAGCAAAGUAAUGUAAACGUAGGCUACUAGCAGCUAAUGAUUUUAUUUGCAUAAGAAUUAUGAUUGUUCUUUGGCGCAAAGUAUAUUUGAACUAUUGUAAGCAACUGUUACCUCACUGCAUUUAAUUUUAUGCAAUAGCCUGCCUGCCUACCGAGCUUUAUGGUGUCCGUCCCGCUCCAGUAAUGUCUGAUGGCUAAAUAGCUAAGUAACUGCUUUUAAUAGUUUUUGACAGACAUCAAGGCAACUAUUACCCUGUUCAAGUCGUUUCUGGAUCAUAUCAGUGAUCCUAUCGUAUCAGACUUUCUGAGGAAAGCUUGCUGGCUAUGCCAAAGGAACUUCAAUCUCACAAGCCAAUGUAAACAGAAUCAGUUGUGUGGGGACAAGCAUGUGACUAAAUCCCAGGAGAGAUUACCACAACAUUUACCCAGUAUUAACCCAGUUAGCCAUGUACAAGCCAGUGUCUCCAUCAAUGGAUUACACAGCAGAUCACAAAUCUGCCUUUAAACAGCCAGAACGCAACGCAAUUAUAAGUGGCGAUAGGACAAGCCCUAUAAGUGUCAUUCUAGUUAGUUCUGGCAGCCGUGGAAACAAAUUGCUGUUUCGGUACCCUUUCCAGAGAGUGUCCGAAAACACAUCAUCAUCAGCGAAUAAACAGCGAAGUCCCUAUGCCCUAAAUACAGCAGGCGAUGCUGCAGAUGAUCAAGAUGGUGAUUCAAGAGAACAAACUCCUCUAACUGAUGAACAGUUGGUAGCAGGGUUCUCCGAUAUUAUUCUCGCCACUAUCUUGGCUACCAAGUCUGAUAUGUGUGGGAAGAAGUUCGAGCUGAAGAUCGACAACGUGCGCUUUGUGGGUCACCCGACCCUGCUGCAAUCUCCACACACCAUUCAGGUGUCUAAGACUGACCCAUCACCAAAGAGAGAGAUGCCCACCAUGAUACUGUUCAGUGUGGUGUUUGCAUUAAGGGCCAACGCCGACCCGUCGGUCAUCAGCUGCAUGCACAACCUGUCGCGCCGCAUCGCCAUUGCCCUUCAGCAUGAGGAGCGCCGCUGCCAGUACCUGACCCGCGAGGCCAAGCUCAUGCUGGCCGUGCAGGACGAGGUCACCACCAUGACUGAGACGGAUGGGACCCCACAGUCUCCCUUCAGGCAAAUCCUUCCAAAGUGCAAACUAGCCAGAGACCUAAAGGAGGCCUAUGACAGCCUCUGCACGACAGGUGUGGUCCGACUGCAUAUCAAUAACUGGCUGGAGGUGAGCUUCUGUCUGCCUCAUAAAAUCCACCGGGUCGGGGGCAACCAUAUCCCGCCUGAGGCCCUGGAGAGCAGCCUCAAGGCCAUCAGGCCGUACCAUGCACUGCUGCUACUGGACAAUGAGAAGACCCUCUUGGCCCAGCUGCCUCUGGACUGCUCUCCAGCGCUGGUGCGUCUCAUCAAAACCUGCUCCGCGGUCAAAAACCUCCAGCAGCUCGCUCAGGACGCGGACCUGGCCCUCCUGCAGAUCUUCCAGAUAGCUGCACAUCUGGUAUACUGGGGCAAGGCAAUCAUUGUGUAUCCUCUCUGUGAAAACAAUGUCUACAUGUUGUCCCCACAUGCCAACAUUCGCCUCUACUCCCCUCUGGCAGAGCAGUUUGCACAGCAGUUCCCUGGCCACGACCUGCCCUCCAUGCUGGCUAAGUUCUCUCUGCCCAUCUCCCUGUCUGAGUUCAGGAACCCUCUGGAUGCCCCUAUGCAUGAGGCUCAGCUGAUCCAGAUGGUGGUGUGGAUGCUGCAGCGUCGGCUGCUCAUCCAGCUGCACACCUACGCCUGCCUGCUGGUGCCCCCCACUGAGGACGAGGAGCACGGCCUGAAGGAGGAAGAGCCCCUCCUGGCUGCACGGCUCGGGGGACGCAGCCUCAGCACGCCCAACGCCCUCAGCUUCGGCUCCCCCACCAGCAGUGACGACAUGACCCUGACCAGCCCCAGCAUGGACAACUCCAGCUCCGAGCUGUUGCCUGGCAGCGACUCGCCCCUCAACAAGCGCAUGACCGAGACGCUGUUGGCCAGCCUGACUGAGCAGGAGCGCCAGGGCAUCCUCAGCGUGCCUGCCGCACAGAGCCCUGAGGACCUGCGCAUGUUCGCCAGGCUGCUUCACUACUUCCGAGGGCACCACCACCUUGAGGAGAUCAUGUACAACGAGAACAUGCGGCGCUCACAGCUAAAGACUCUCUUCGACAAGUUCCGCAGCGUGCUGGUGGUCACCAACCACGAGGAUCCUGUCAUCUCAAUCUUUCAGUCUCCCCCAGAAUGAAAGGACACACACACACACACACACAGUGGAAUGGAACACCCUGGCAUUUUUCAGAUCAGUUGUCCUCAAAUCAGACACACACACACACACACACAGAUGCAAGCACACUCAUUCCAUUCCACAAUAGACUUUUUGAAUUCUCUGAAUGCUGCUAACACUGUUGACUUACUCCGCCUUCUCCACCUUGCCUUCUGAAUCAGGUAAAAUAUAUUAUAUUAUAUUGUAUUAUAAUUUGCAACUGAAGGUCUUUAUUAUUAUAUGAAGCCCAGAAACUGGUGUCUUAGUUUACUAUACUGUAAAUAGUGUUGUGAACUCUGUAUUCCCCCAUUGCUAAACAUUCAUCUCAAACUUGUGUCUCGUCUUUAUUAAUAAAUUAUUGAAUGGCC
Alosa sapidissima (American shad) is the source of this 2742-nucleotide messenger RNA. RefSeq names its product NPR3-like, GATOR1 complex subunit (gene nprl3). The coding region runs from base 518 to 2356 and encodes 612 amino acids. Lineage: Eukaryota; Metazoa; Chordata; Actinopteri; Clupeiformes; Clupeidae. Gene Ontology annotation, cellular component: GATOR1 complex. Gene Ontology annotation, biological process: TORC1 signaling; cellular response to amino acid starvation; positive regulation of autophagy. The transcript has 14 exons. The record is from RefSeq and is a predicted model, not a curated record.